UACACACGGAGGUCUGCGAGCGCUCCGCGUCCUGCCGGGAAGCCUUCCUUCCUUUCCUGACCGGGAGAAAGCACACGAGGAGGACGCAAAGAUCCGAGACGACGUCGACUGCGGAGACGCCAGAGACAGACAGAGAGAGAGGCUGACAGUGAUUCCUCGGUGUGACAUUAGGCUCAGUGCGCCGCGCUGGUAAUUAAAGGAGCCUGGAUUAGCCCCCUGCUCGCUGCUGCGCUCCGCUCCUCUCCUGCAACGCCUCAGCUCCCCCGACGCGCUCGCCUGGAAGGAAAAACUGUUUGCGCUCCCAACAAAGCAGCUAAGCAGACCAACAGGCUCCAAAAUUAGAUCACAUCUGGGGGAUAGUGUUAGGAAAGCUACUGGCUGCAGCGCGUCCUCCCCUCUCCUCUGAGCGGAGAACAAAGUGCUGUUAAAUCUGCGCUCUGCUGGGACUUGGGACCUGAACCAGGAGGUUCUGGAACUUGCACUUGACAAGAGCGACACGGACAACUCCGAGGAGAGCACAGCCACACUCCAGCAGCUCAGGGGAAACUAAGAGUAAAGAAUCAAAUUCCUGCCAAAAUGCCUCUUGCACAAAUCGCGGAGCCAUGGCCCACAAUGGAGCUGGUGCAGCUGGAUACAGAGAACGGGCAGAGCACGACUGAGGAUGGAGUCUCAGCUGCUGUCAAGGAAGAUGGAGACAUCAAGGAGAUCAACAUCACCCAUGUGGUCAAAGAGGGCUCGGAGAAAGCUGACGCCUCUCAGUUUGAGCUGCUUAAGGUUUUGGGACAGGGAUCCUUUGGCAAGGUGUUCCUUGUGCGAAAGGUGACCCCUCCAGAUGCCAACCAGCUGUAUGCCAUGAAGGUCCUAAAGAAGGCAACUCUUAAAGUUAGAGACCGUGUGAGGACCAAGAUGGAGAGGGACAUCCUAGCAGAUGUCAACCACCCAUUUGUUGUCAAGCUGCACUACGCAUUCCAGACUGAAGGGAAGUUGUAUUUGAUCUUGGAUUUCCUCCGAGGCGGAGAUCUUUUCACCAGACUCUCUAAAGAGGUGAUGUUCACAGAAGAGGAUGUGAAGUUUUAUCUAGCAGAGCUUGCUUUAGGCCUGGACCACCUUCACAGCCUAGGCAUCAUUUACAGAGACCUCAAACCUGAAAAUAUCCUCCUGGAUGAGGAAGGACAUAUCAAACUCACAGAUUUCGGCUUGUGCAAAGAAGCCAUCGAUCAUGAGAAGAAGGCUUACUCGUUCUGUGGUACUGUGGAGUACAUGGCGCCAGAGGUUGUCAACAGGCAGGGCCACAUCCACAGCGCUGACUGGUGGUCGUUUGGGGUACUGAUGUUUGAGAUGCUGACAGGAUCUCUGCCGUUUCAAGGGAAGGACCGCAAAGAAACGAUGAGUCUGAUCCUGAAGGCACGCCUAGGAAUGCCUCAGUUCCUAAGUGCUGAAGCCCAGUCUCUGCUCAGGGCUUUGUUCAAGAGAAACCCUGCCAACAGACUGGGCUCGGGCGCCGACGGUGCAGAGGAGAUAAAGCGACACGGCUUCUUCUCCACUAUAGACUGGAAUAAACUCUUCCGAAGGGAAGUAAAGCCUCCGUUCAGGCCAGCUGUCGCCCGCCCAGACGACACCUUCUACUUCGACUCAGAGUUCACUUCCCGCACACCCAAAGACUCUCCUGGUGUGCCGCCCAGUGCUGGAGCUCAUCAGCUGUUCAGAGGCUUCAGCUUUGUUGCGUCCACUCUGUUGGAGGAGGAAGGCUUAGCACAGCCGCCGCAGCCGCCGCCACACCCAGUGGUCCAGCAGCUGCACGGGAAAAACCUUCUGUUCAGCGACGGGUACGUCCUCAAGGAGGACAUCGGCAUGGGCUCCUUCUCCGUCUGCAAGCGCUGCAUCCACAAAGCCACCAACACCGAGUAUGCUGUCAAGGUGAUUGACAAGACCAGCACAGAUCCGUCGGAGGAAAUAGAGAUCCUGCUUCGAUAUGGACAGCACCCCAACAUCAUAACGCUGAAGGAUGUGUAUGACAACGGGAAGCAGGUCUUCAUGGUGACGGAGCUGAUGCGCGGCGGAGAGCUGCUGGAUCGGAUUCUGAAGCAGAAGUUUUUCUCAGAGCGGGAGGCCAGCGCCGUGCUUCACACCAUCACAAAGACGGUGGAGUACCUCCACUCCCAGGGGGUUGUGCACAGAGACCUGAAGCCCAGCAACAUCCUCUACGUUGAUGAAUCAGGAAAUCCCGAGUCCAUCAGGAUCUGCGACUUUGGCUUUGCGAAGCAGCUGCGCGCCAACAACGGCCUGCUGAUGACCCCGUGCUACACUGCUAACUUUGUAGCUCCUGAAGUGUUGAAGCGUCAAGGCUACGAUGAAGGAUGUGACAUCUGGAGUCUGGGAGUCUUACUGUACACCAUGCUGGCUGGCUUCACUCCGUUUGCCAACGGGCCGGAGGACACGCCUAACGAGAUCCUGAGCAGGAUAGGAAGUGGUCACUUCAGCCUGGCUGGAGGGAACUGGGACACUGUGUCUGAUGCUGCCAAGGACCUUGUGUCCAAGAUGCUCCAUGUGGAUCCACACCAGAGACUGACUGCUAAGCAGGUCCUCAGACACCCCUGGAUCGUCCAGAGGGACAAGCUACCCAACAGCCAGCUCCCUCACCAGGACCCCAAACUGGUCAAGGGUGCGAUGUUGGCCACCUACUCCGCCCUGAAGAACUCCCAGCCCACUCCGGAGCUCAAACCCAUCGAGAGUUCCUUCCUCGCCCAGCGGCGCGUCAAGAAGCUGCCCUCCACCUCCCUGUAGCGACUUAAAAAGAAACAAAAAAUAAAUAAAUAAAAAGCCAGCCAUCCCGCUCAACGGAGCCUGAUCUUCAAAACCAACUUCAAAAGGCUCCAAACCAGCCCAGUCAGCUUGCUCUGGGACGUAGCGUCCAGCCGCCAAAAGCCAGCCAAGGAACA
Molecule: messenger RNA, 2939 nt
Organism: Poecilia latipinna (sailfin molly)
Lineage: Eukaryota; Metazoa; Chordata; Actinopteri; Cyprinodontiformes; Poeciliidae
Gene: rps6ka1
Product: ribosomal protein S6 kinase a, polypeptide 1
Exons: 22
Coding region: 577-2784 (735 amino acids)
Biological process (GO): protein phosphorylation; intracellular signal transduction
Molecular function (GO): magnesium ion binding; protein serine/threonine kinase activity; ATP binding
Source: RefSeq, a predicted model, not a curated record